Messenger RNA from Orycteropus afer afer, 1008 nucleotides. It is a transcript of the gene UFD1, whose product is annotated as ubiquitin recognition factor in ER associated degradation 1. Lineage: Eukaryota; Metazoa; Chordata; Mammalia; Tubulidentata; Orycteropodidae. Gene Ontology annotation, molecular function: polyubiquitin modification-dependent protein binding. Gene Ontology annotation, cellular component: VCP-NPL4-UFD1 AAA ATPase complex. The record is from RefSeq and is a predicted model, not a curated record.
AUGGGGAGCCAGCUGCAGGGGUGCAGCCACUGGGCGCUGCUGCCUGGAAUGCCUUUCCCAGGUUUCUACCUGGCUACCUCUCAUGACAUUCAGUUCUCUUUCAAUAUGUUUGACCACCCAAUUCCCCGGGUCUUCCAGAACCGCUUCUCCACGCAGUACCGCUGCUUCUCCGUGUCCAUGCUAGCAGGGCCUAAUGACAGGUCAGAUGUGGAGAAAGGAGGGAAGAUAAUCAUGCCGCCGUCUGCCCUUGAUCAACUCAGCCGACUUAACAUUACCUAUCCCAUGCUGUUCAAACUGACCAAUAAGAAUUCGGACCGCAUGACGCACUGUGGGGUGCUGGAGUUUGUGGCGGAUGAGGGCAUCUGCUACCUCCCCCACUGGAUGAUGCAGAAUUUGCUGUUGGAAGAAGGGGGCUUGGUUCAGGUGGAGAGUGUCAACCUUCAAGUGGCUACAUACUCGAAAUUUCAGCCUCAGAGUCCUGACUUCCUAGACAUCACCAAUCCCAAAGCAGUAUUAGAAAAUGCAUUGAGAAACUUUGCCUGUCUGACCACUGGGGAUGUGAUUGCCAUCAACUACAAUGAGAAGGUGAGAGGCUUGGCCAUGGGGAAUAUAGGGUCUUAAAAAAAUACCUUAGAGGCAAGUACUGAUGUGGACUUUGAUGCUCCCUUGGGCUACAAAGAACCUGAGAGACAAGUCCAGCAUGAGGAGUCAACAGAUAGCGAAGCGGACCAUGGCGGCUAUGCUGGGGAGCUGGGCUUCCGUGCCUUCUCCGGCUCCGGGAAUAGACUGGACGGAAAGAAGAAAGGGGUGGAGCCCAGCCCCUCCCCGAUCAAGCCCGGAGACAUUAAGAGAGGAAUUCCCAAUUAUGAAUUUAAACUUGGUAAAAUCACUUUCAUUAGGAAUUCACGUCCACAGGUCAAGAAGAUUGAAGAGGAUGAAGCUGGAGGCAGAUUCGUCGCAUUUUCUGGAGAAGGACAGUCAUUGCGUAAAAAGGGAAGAAAACCCUAA